AUAAUAAGGAAGUUAAGACUAUAAUUUCUAAUUUAUCAGAUAAGAGUUUAUAUUUAGCUGAAACUGCCCAGGCAAUAUUAAUAUAUAUACAAGCCACUGAUGAACCUAUUGCUACAGAAAAAAUACUUGAUGAUAAGAGAAUAAUUUUUAUGAUUCAAGCCGAGGAAAAUGAUAAUAAGCCAACCAA
Molecule: messenger RNA, 187 nt
Organism: Racocetra persica
Lineage: Eukaryota; Fungi; Glomeromycota; Glomeromycetes; Diversisporales; Gigasporaceae
Source: the annotation of a GenBank genome assembly